Messenger RNA from Trichosurus vulpecula (common brushtail), 1146 nucleotides. RefSeq names its product zinc-alpha-2-glycoprotein-like. The transcript is spliced from 6 exons. The record is from RefSeq and is a predicted model, not a curated record. Gene Ontology annotation, biological process: immune response. Gene Ontology annotation, cellular component: external side of plasma membrane. The coding region runs from base 34 to 1146 and encodes 370 amino acids. Lineage: Eukaryota; Metazoa; Chordata; Mammalia; Diprotodontia; Phalangeridae.
CUGAGGACUCUAAACUAAUACUUACGGAGUAAAAUGGUGAAUUGGAGAAGGAGGAGAGGGUCAUUCUCAUCUUGGCUACUUAUUCUGUUGCUGUUUGCUCUGAGGGAGAUCCAGACAGCUCACCACAAACAUGAAAUGAAACAUAUUGCAGUAGGCACAUCCCAAACUCUUCUGGACCUCCUUAGUGUUGGUCUCAUUGAUGACAUUCAGUGGGCUUCCUAUCACAAAUCAAACCAUCAGAUCGUGACAAAGGCAGCCUGGAUGGCUGAGGCCGUGGGAAUGAACUUCAUUGAGGAGAUGCGACAUUUGACGCUGAACCAUGAGGGAGAUUACCAGUUUGUCAUCCAUUACUUGACAAGAAAUGACACCAAGACUGAGAGGAAUCACACUUUGCAGAUUCUUUUCAAUUGUGAAAUAGAUGGAAAUAUCCAGCUGAGCAGCCUUGUAAAGUAUGGCUUGGAUGGAGAAGAUUUGAUCCAGAUAGAGCGGCUGGAAGGACAGUGGGUGGUUCUGAAUCCUAAGGCUCACAGCUUCAAAUUAAUUUUGGAAAGUCCUUUCUGGACUGAAGUGAGAAAACGUUACAAUAACAGAUAUUGUGUUGGAGUCAUGCAGAAAAUCCUUCAGAAUUCAAGCAUGAAAGAGAAUCUACCACCCGAGGUCUAUGUGUCCCGCCGAGAUUUCCCCAAUGGCACUAUCAGAUUCUCCUGUACAGCCACAGGCUUCUACCCACAAUCCAUCCUGCUGCACUGGAAGAAGGGGAGUGAUGGUGUUAUAUGGGGGAAAGAGAGCUCCAGUGGCACCCUGCCUAAUUCUGAUGACACCUUCUACCUCCGAAUCUGCCUGGAGAUCCAGUCAGGAGACACAGAGACAGGUUAUGCUUGUGUGGUAGAUCACAGUCAGCUGGAGGCACCAGCUGUGUACCCUGUCCCUGAGAAGCCCUCCCAGUGGAAUCUGCGGGCUGUUGCCCUGAACAUCCUUCUAGCAGCCAUCCUGAUGAUUAGCUGUUUUGUGGUCUUCACCAAAUGGAAGAAGAGAAAGUCAGGGAUCAGGGCAGGGGUGACCCUGCUGGGGGUCAGGACCCACUUGGCCUUCUACAUGGGUGGUGUAGAGGCUGGAGCAGAGCUUCAGGCACAGGUGAAAGCCUAA